AUGGAUCACGGUCCCGAUAGAUGUUUGGGACUGAAACUCCGCACCUGCCGAGAUUUGCUGUGUGAACGAUCGGCACGAGUCGAAAUCACGCCCUCCGUGGAAUGGGAAAAUAUAGGUCUCCCAUUGUCAACUACGAGCAAUGAAGCUGCUAAAAUGUAUGAUGCAAUAGUCACACAGUACAUGAGUGGUUUCUCUGAUGACAGUGUUGAUGGGAUAGGCGGUGCUAUCAAGAAAAUGACAGACGCCGACCCCAAUUUUGUUAUGGGUCCAAUUAUAUCAAAUGGUCUCACAUUGUUUAGCAUGGCAACAUCCACUUGGAACAACCCUGAACUAAAAAGCAAUAUAGAAAAAAUGGUACAAAGCGCAGAUAAUGAUACGCUCACAUGGAGAGAAAAGUUACACAUUAAAGCUAUUAAGUUGUUUUCAGAAGGGGACUUUACAGGGGCAAGUGAUACAUUUGAAGAGAUAUUGCUGCAACAUCCAACUGAUGCAUUGGCUUUUCGGUUUGCUCUGGACUGUUAUUUCUAUCGAGGUGAAAUGGCACAGUACAGAGAUUGUGCUGCACGUGUCAUGCCCUACUGGAAGUCAGGGAAAGUAUCGCAAAGCAUGUACGGGUAUUUGAAGAGCUUGUAUGCUUUUGGAUUAGAAGAGACUAACUUCUUCGAUGAGGCGGAAAAAGAAUCUCUACAGUCAUUAGAACUGAAUUCUCGUGAUGGCUGGGCUACCCAUACAAUAGCACAUGUAAUGGAGAUGCAAUGUAGAUACGAUGAAGGUAUACGCUAUCUUAAUGACACAGCUCAUAAUGGUCAGAAACACUUUUUUGAGGGUCACAUAUAUUGGCAUUUGGGCCUGUAUUAUAUUGAAAAGGGUGAUUACGAAGCUGCUUUGAGUCUGUAUGAUGAAUAUGUUGGCUCUAAGGUAGACAGUGGGGUUAUGUUAGAUAUCUCAGAUGCAGCCUCUUUCCUCCAACGCUUAGAAUAUGAAGGUGUCAAUGUCGGGCCAAGAUGGAUGAAAGUGUUUAAUUUUAGUAAGACUCACGUGGAUGAUCAAGCUUUGGUCUUCAAUGAUCUUCACUUCAUGAUGGCCGCACUGGGAGCAAAACAACAAAGGAUUGCAAAUGAGCUAUUUGAAUCAAUACGGAAUUUUGUGAGGAGCUCGAGUAGUGACCACACCGUCGCCAAAACAUUCGAGGAAGUAGGAAUACCGAUUUGUGAAUCACUAAAUGCCUAUCACUGUGGUGAUUUUGCUAAGGUGGUUAACACGUAUAAUCCAGUGAGAUACAAUACACGACAAAUUACUGGAAGUGACGCACAGAGAGAUGUUUUUAACUUGCUGCUUAUUCAUUCCGCAUUGAAGUCGCCAGAAAUGGAUCAUAAACUACUUGCAAGGAGCCUACUGUAUGAACGAGACGCGUUUAAACCCGGAUCGCCGAUGACUGCAAGGCUCUUGGAAAAAGCUACUGCCGAGAGUCCUGAAUGAAAUUUCUUAUACUAUGCUUGACCCUCGACCCUUGCUAAACGCAAGACUAUUGCUUUGAUCAGUUUUCCAGACACCAUCAAUAAACCGUUAUAUAAAAUGUGAUCACACUUUGUUAAUGUUUUUUUUUUUAUGAUAUUGUGUAUAUUACAUAAACGUACGUACUAUCGUGUGUUUUCAACACGUUUUGAUAGGCUACAUUUUUAUUUACUUUUCGAUGAGGCAGACUGACAUGUAUUCUAUUACUUGUUUUGUUUAACUAAUUAUCAUGCAU
Molecule: messenger RNA, 1750 nt
Organism: Saccoglossus kowalevskii
Lineage: Eukaryota; Metazoa; Hemichordata; Enteropneusta; Harrimaniidae
Product: tetratricopeptide repeat protein 38-like
Molecular function (GO): protein binding
Source: RefSeq, a predicted model, not a curated record